CACCCUCAUCUCUUGCUAGUCAUUCUACGAACUGUCAACCUCUUCACACUUCAUUCAAUCCAUCAUGUCCUCGUCCAAGCCUCGCGUGUCUCGAUGGCGGCGUUGGGUCGAUGGCAGCAAAAUCAAAACUAAAAAGUCAUCUCCAUCUUGCCCACAGACCUUGUCUCCUCGGCCGCCUGCGCAUUUAGUAAAGACCUUGUCGACGACCGCAACUCUCCAGAGAGGGCUCUCUAUGGAAACGCUGCCAGCUAAGCUUCGAAGCAAGAUUCUCUCACUUCUGUCCUAUCAGGAUCUGACCGCCCUGACAAUGGCAUCGCCCGUGUAUUUCCAACAUCUGCGAGCGGAAGGCCACAAUGUGCUAUGGAAUCUACUCACUGUCUCCAUGAAAGGAUUACUACCCGAGAUUAAAGCCGUCUACGCUUCUGGUCAGCUGAAGUCUGCCAAAGCACGCACAAAAGAGAGGAUUGCGGAGACGGUCGAAGAGUAUCGGAAAUGUCGCCUUCUGACGGAAGAGUCGCCACCGAGAACCACAUCAUUGACACUUGAUGAUCUGUUACACAUCUUCAAAUACCAUCACAACGUCAUCGUCCCGAUGUUCCAGCGAUUCGCUACUUGGGUACUCGAGAACCUGGCCAAGGAGAUUGAACCGCCAUCAUCGUCAGUCCAAAGAAUGAUCAGCUCCACCGAGGAGAGUCGAAUCAUCCGCGCGCUCUAUCGAUUCCAGCUCUGCUGUCAUCUGUUUGGAAAUCGAAGUCUUGAUAAACCAUGGGGUAACAGCCGUGUUAGAACCGUGUCCAUGGACAUCCUGCAGCACUUGGAAAGAAUGUUCUACGCCUGGGAGAUCGAGGAGAUUCUCUGCAUCUACACCUUCGUGCAGGAUCAACAUCACGACAUCUUUAAUGCGGUCCGAGAGGAUCUAGACCCGAUGAACUUUGACAUGGAUAGUGAAUUUCUUAUGACAGAAACCUACCUCGAAGGCACAGCGUCCCAGGGUCUCUCGCUGUUGCAUCGAGCCCUGUGUGAAAUGGAGAAGGAUCAAGCCCAGCUUUUCCAAGCCAUGCAGGCAAGACUUUGUUGUGACGAGACUGAAUUUAUCGGGACCAAUGAAAUUCUGUCGCCCUCUAUGAUUGAGGGACGUCUAAUGCACGACGGGCUCACGGACCGGGACUUGAGGUCGCAAGCCCGCGAGGCCUUUCCAUUCCGGGGCUAUCAUGUCCCAGACCCCAAGGGCGAGUUCCCGCCACUCGCUUGGACCUUACUCUGGCACGAUACCUACAGCAACAUCAUGGGCUGCUGGAUUCCGAGCGCGCUGCGAAACUGGGGAUACGUCUUCUGGGAUGCUGGGAAAUUCGAGACUGGGGCAAAAGAAUUACUGGUGCGACAGUGGAAAAGUCUCUAUUGGGGUGAGGAAAUGGAUCCGAGGAACAACCUUUAUGGUGAGGAGUAGCGGCGCCGAAUUCCGGAGUUUGUACGUACGGCGCAUACUACCACCUACAGAGACCAGGGCACAUGGAACCAUGAAGAAAUUGUUUAACUAUCUAUGAAAGCAAAC
This is a messenger RNA of Aspergillus brunneoviolaceus CBS 621.78, 1552 nucleotides long. RefSeq lists its product as uncharacterized. The coding region runs from base 65 to 1447 and encodes 460 amino acids. NCBI's taxonomy places the organism in Eukaryota, Fungi, Ascomycota, Eurotiomycetes, Eurotiales, Aspergillaceae. Gene Ontology annotation, molecular function: protein binding. The record is from RefSeq and is a predicted model, not a curated record. The transcript is spliced from 3 exons.